Messenger RNA from Micromonas pusilla CCMP1545, 435 nucleotides. RefSeq lists its product as uncharacterized. The transcript has 2 exons. The record is from RefSeq and is a predicted model, not a curated record. Lineage: Eukaryota; Viridiplantae; Chlorophyta; Mamiellophyceae; Mamiellales; Mamiellaceae. Bases 1 to 201 code for a protein of 66 amino acids. Gene Ontology annotation, molecular function: rRNA binding; structural constituent of ribosome. Gene Ontology annotation, cellular component: ribosome; chloroplast. Gene Ontology annotation, biological process: translation.
AUGUCCACGUUAGUCAUCGGCGCCCCCGCGCGUCUCGUCGUCCGCGCCGCGGUGCACCCGAAGCACAAGGCCACGAAGGGGCACACGAAGAACCGCCCGAAGAAGCACCGCCCGUCCGACAAGGUUCGCAAGGCGGUCGUGUACCCCGAGGUGAAGCCCGAGGACGUUCCUCCGCUCAUGACCGUUCUCUCCAAGAAGUAACGAUCCGGACGACGGUCGGGGGGGGGCGACGGCGGCGCGCGGCGGAGGCGGACUUCGGGCUCACCGUCGCAGAUUUUAUCCACUCUCGGCAUGCAGACGACGGCGGCGGCGGCGGAGAGCGGGACGAAGACGACGGCGAAGCGGUGACGCGCGAGCCGCGCGACGACGAUCGCGCAUUCAUUCUUACGGUAGCAUGUAGAUGUUUAAUAACGCACAGAAACAGUGCGUUCAUUC